AUGGAGUCCAGCACCAAGAGGAUUAAGAUGGACAUCUUCAACUUUCCUACCAUCAAGGAGACACGUACCCCGGAGGAAGUGGCAGAGAGCUACGCUGAAGCCGUCAAGUUGCACCCCUUCUACGACAACGCGCACUGUGUUAUCGAUUUUUACGAUAGCGGCACCAUCAAAGAUGGCCGCGGAGAGAUCAUUGGUGUUGUGCUUCGGAAAGCCUUACCAAAGUACGCGACAUCCAUGGCGUCGGCGCUCCUCAUAUCCGCUGCCGUGCGAACCUCGCUUCGGAGCAUGAUAUUCGGUGGGGAGUCGCCUUUGAGUGGAAUUGCUGGCUACUUCGACUACCGGGGCUCGCCGGUGGAGCUGAAGUCACGCAAAACGUCCUUCACAUAUGAGCACGAGGAGGCAUGGUCGGCUGUCUUCCCUGUCGUCGAUUAUGUCAGCGAGAUCUACAGACAUGUGGCACCGGAGCGGUGGAAAGCACAAAACAACGCGAUUCCGGAUCUCGUGCGCAUUCACGGAACCCCGUUCUCCACGCUCACCAUCAACUCCCGCUUCCGCACAGCCUCUCACACCGACGUCGGCGACUUUGACGCUGGCUAUAGCUGCAUCGCAUGCAUUGAUGGGAAGUUUAAAGGGCUUGCCCUUACCUUUGACGACUUCCGCAUCAACGUGCUCAUGCAGCCGCGCGAUGUAAUGGUGUUUGACUCGCACCACUUCCAUUCAAACACGGAGGUGGAGGUGUCGUGCUCAGAGGAGGACUGGAAGCGACUUACCUGCGUUUUUUACUACCGCACUGCCCUCGGCGAGCCGUCAAGCUACGCCGAGUACCGGCGCCGGUUGGAAAAGUCCAAGCAGGAUCCCAGCUUCACUCCGGUGGUGAGCAACGUGAUGAUGAAGGAGAACGGCACAAACCUGAACCGUCCAUCCCCUGUGCACCCCGUCCCUCCCUCACCGUUUUGGUUGCCAAUGCUGGCGCAUUGCCUGCAGCACUGUGCAUCGGCGGCACAAAGCGUUCACGAAGCCAUGACGGCGGAUGGGAGUCAACUGGCUGAGAUUAUCUUUGGGGAACCGCUGUCAACAUCAGAUGGCAUCCCGCUGCGCGGAGACGACGAGAAGCUGAAGGCCAACGGUGACACCGGGGCCAAGCCGCUCUCACGUCUGGGUGGGUUCAGUGAGACGGAUCUGAUGGUUUCGACGGCAGCAGAGAAAAGAAAGUAUCUCGACAGCGAGUUUCUCUCCCACUGUAUCAGCGCGCAGCUACUGGACAUGUGGAAGCAGGCGCGUGCGAGGUGGUUGGAGCUGGUAGGCAAGGAGUGGAAGCACAUGCUUACCCUCAACCCUGAGCGCAAAGACUUUUUGUGGAAGAACCGGUCCGAGAUGAACUCGGCCUUUUUCGACCUCUGCGAGGUGGGAAAGCAGGUAAUGCUCGGCCUUCUGGACAAGGAGGCGGCGCUUCCAAAGGAAGAACAGGCUUUCUGGACCAUGUACGCUGUGCACCUGAGCGCAGCGUGCGCGGAGGAGCUGCACAUGCCCCAUGACGCAAUGUCACUCCGCAAGCUAAAUGUGAAGCUGAAGGACUUCAACUUUGGCGGCACACGAUACUUCAAAGACAUGCCACCUGAGGAGCAGCAACGCAGAAUGGAGCGCAAGCAACGCAUUGAGGAGGCGCGCCGCCAUGGCAUGACCGGCGCGCACGAAAAGCGAGCGAACUGGCUGACCAACGACUCAUUCGACUACCAAACCGAGGACUGUGUCGUGGAUUAUGCCAAACACAAGUGGGUGCUGCCUGAGCGUCACGCAAAGGCAGUCACGAAGAAUGUGCACACUGCCUGGCUCCCAACUAGGGAAGAGGUAGUGCGAGUGCUCGUUGUACUACCUGACUUGCAAAUCAGAGUCGAGGGCGUAGACUGCAAGCUGGAGAAGCCAGACACUGUGGAGGAUUCAUCAGAGUGGGUGCGCUUGGUGAGCAGCCCAGCUGUGCAUCGUCUCCUGGCCGCAGCGCAGCGCAACUUGCAGCUUCCGGACGACGUCAUGCAUGGCAAUAUCCACAUCCGUUUUGUCUUUCACAGCACGCUGCCUACGGACAUGUACGACUUCGUGGUGCUGCAGCAUGUAUUGAGCCGUAUCCCAGACGAUGUGCUGGCGUCGUCGUAUAUUACACGCGCUGCAGCCCUCUGCUCAGGCUGUCUCUUCGUGGAGGAGACGGAUGUGCAGUGCCGACAAUACUACACUCUCAAGUAUUCCAUUCGCCGCAACUACGACGCCGUCGCCCCGCACUUCUUCCAGCAGCUGCACCAGGCGAGUUACGGGACGAAAAUGGCACGCGUGCGCACCAAGGGGGAGUUGGAGGCUCUUAUUCCCACGGUGUGCUGUGCGCGCUACAAGCUACAAGGCUCACCGCUUAAUACGACCAUUCAUGUGGUGUCUCCCACGGCGCCCCACUAA
This is a messenger RNA of Leishmania braziliensis MHOM/BR/75/M2904, 2442 nucleotides long. Its product is annotated as putative DNA J-binding protein. Bases 1 to 2442 code for a protein of 813 amino acids. The record is from RefSeq and is a predicted model, not a curated record. The transcript has a single exon. NCBI's taxonomy places the organism in Eukaryota, Euglenozoa, Kinetoplastea, Trypanosomatida, Trypanosomatidae.